Molecule: messenger RNA, 2176 nt
Organism: Cryptococcus deneoformans JEC21
Lineage: Eukaryota; Fungi; Basidiomycota; Tremellomycetes; Tremellales; Cryptococcaceae
Product: ubiquitin-like conjugating enzyme, putative
Exons: 9
Coding region: 29-2140 (703 amino acids)
Biological process (GO): cellular response to nitrogen starvation; C-terminal protein lipidation; autophagy of mitochondrion
Cellular component (GO): cytoplasm; phagophore assembly site
Molecular function (GO): Atg12 activating enzyme activity; Atg8 activating enzyme activity
Source: RefSeq, a predicted model, not a curated record
ACUACGGGUUGGGCGGCUGCGAUUGUUUAUGUUCGCAAGACGCGUCCCGGGGGGCUUCCCUAAGCUACAAUUCACAACAACCACUCGCAGAUGUCUCUUCUGCACAUCUCCCAUGGCGCCACUCCAGUUCCAGCCACUCGCCUCCCAGCCAACCCCCGCCUUCUGGGCAGCCCUCGCAGCCCACAAACUCAACCACCUCAAGCUCGACGACUCCCACCUCCCCAUCACAGCCCAGAUCGAGCCCGCAAAGCGCGUCCUCAUCAACAAGGAGCGUGUGGACGAUACGGCGGACGUGGGGAUCGAUGGCUCGUUGGUCGUGGGCGGCGACGCGUUCGAGGCGGAGCGCGGUAGAUUGCCACCCAACGCCGUCUCUGUCACCGGCACGCUCAAGAUAUUCAACACGAUUGAGGAAUUCAAGGAUACGUCUGCCAAAAAGCGGCUCUUUGAUGAUCUCGUCUCCCAGAUGCUCGAAUCGUUCGACACUGAUCGACCCGUGCUCAACCCUUUUCUACUCGUCACUUUUGCAGACCUGAAAAAGUAUGUGUACCACUAUUGGUUUGCGUUCCCUGCGCUCGUCUCGAGUCCGGCGUGGGUUAUGGAUGGAGAGUUUAUGCCUGUGGAUGAGAUUGAAGACAUUCGAAAAUUGGCACAGUCCCAUUUCCAACACAACACGACUGCUUUCCUCUUGAAAGGCGCUGCCCCUCAUCUAUCUGCGGCCCCAUUAUCUUCAUGCUCUACAUUCUACGACAAGACGCAAAGUGAAAUGGUGACCGUCGUCUUCCACGAUACGUCUUCCCUCCCUUCCAACCCAGGAUGGGGACUCCGUAAUGUGCUGUACUACCUCUCCGCCAAACACGGCAUCACCUCUCUCGUCGUCAUAUGUCUAAGGGAAGGUUCCUCCAGUACCCAAGCUUCCUUAUCUCUCUCUUCUCCCCCCUCGACCGCCCCGGCCAAACCACCCCAGGCGGUAGGCUGGGAACGUCAUCCGUCGGGUAAACUGUCCCCCCGGGUCGCAGAUCUGGGACCGAUGAUGGACCCUACCCGCCUCGCGGCGCAAGCUGUGGAUUUGAAUCUAAAGCUGAUCAAGUGGAGACUCUUGCCGGCAUUGGAUUUGGACAAGAUAUCGGGCACGAGAUGUUUGUUGCUGGGUGCAGGCACGUUGGGGUGUUAUGUGGCUAGGAUCUUGAUGGGCUGGGGAGUCCGGAACAUUACCCUCGUCGAUUCAUCGACCGUAUCCUACUCGAACCCUGUCCGCCAACCGCUCUUCACAUUCUCAGACUGUCUCAACGGCGGGCUCCCCAAGGCACCUACGGCCGCAAAGAAGCUACAGGAGAUUUUCCCCGGUGUGAAUGCCCAGGGCGUGGUGCUCGGUAUCCCCAUGCCCGGGCAUCCGAUCUCGUCGUCAGAUGACGCGGUGGAGAAGGAUGUAGCGAAGCUGGAAGCGUUGGUGAAAUCGCAUGAUGCGGUGUUCUUGUUGAUGGAUUCGAGGGAAUCGAGGUGGUUGCCGACAGUGUUGGGGAGAAAGUGGGGGAAGGUGGUGGUGAAUGCCGCGUUGGGCUUUGACUCGUUCUUGGUCAUGCGGCAUGGGGCGGGAGCGGGAGCGGGAGCGAGGAGGAUCCAGUCGGAUGAAGGGGGGGUGGGGGAGAAAGGUUUAGGGUGUUAUUAUUGUAAUGAUAUUGUCGCUCCCACCGACAGUCUAAGCGAUAGAACAUUGGACCAGAUGUGUACGGUCACUCGACCGGGUGUGGCGCCGAUUGCGGCGGCGAUGGCGGUAGAGCUCUUGAUAUCUGUUUUACAGCAUCCUCUUGGGGUGCACGCUCCCGCCGAAAGACCGGAUACCGCGGAAACAAGCACAAGCACAAAAACGUCGCCUCUGGGAUGUGUACCGCAUCAGUUGCGGGGACAGAUGUAUCAGUGGAAAACACAGAUUGUAGAAGGCGAGGCGUUUGAUCGAUGUACCGGAUGUUCAGACUAUGUACUGAACGAAUACGAGACCAAUGGCUUUGCGUUCCUCCGACGGGUGUUUAAUGAAAAGGAUUAUUUGGAGAAAGUGACGGGUUUGGAUGAGUUGUACAGGGAGAGUGAAAAGGUUAUAGAGGGCAUGGAGGGGUUGGAUUGGGAUAGCGAGGGGGAAGAGUGAAUGGGGUUGUAUACAAGUUGGCUUUUAUGAUAAGAU